Messenger RNA from Ambispora gerdemannii, 513 nucleotides. The record is from the annotation of a GenBank genome assembly. Lineage: Eukaryota; Fungi; Glomeromycota; Glomeromycetes; Archaeosporales; Ambisporaceae.
AUGAAACCAAUUAAAUUACCAAAAACGAAAACGCCAAAGAAACAAACGCCAGAAAAAAACAUGAGGAUAAGGAUAUUAAGUAUAGACCCGUCAGGAACCGGAACCAGUGGAAUUUUUUUAGUAGAUAUUCACCAUGAAGAUAAUAGCACCAUUUCUUAUGAAUUUCAAGAGUUCAAAAACACCACUUAUAUUUACGGUCGCCAGCAAAAAGGAACAGUGGGGUUAUGUAAAUUAUUAGGUGGAAUUACUAGUUUAGAAUAUAUUUUUACUUCUCUUCGGCAAAUCGGCAGUGUUCCCGUAAAUGUAGUAAAGAGUUUUCGUGAUAAAGUUCAAACAGGAACAGAAGAAAUAACAGGUUUAAGUUUUGAAGUUGGCCGCGAACAUUUAAAAAGUUCGGAAGAAAUUGAAAGAAAAAUAGCCCAAUUAAAAGCCAAAAAGCGAUUAGGAGUUAGACAGCAAGAACAUUUAACCAAAUUAGAAGCCAGUUUAGGCGAAAAAUCACAUCGCGAAUAA